Mycena indigotica is the source of this 2175-nucleotide messenger RNA. Its product is annotated as p-loop containing nucleoside triphosphate hydrolase protein. Gene Ontology annotation, biological process: DNA-templated DNA replication; regulation of DNA repair; sulfate assimilation. Gene Ontology annotation, cellular component: nucleus. Lineage: Eukaryota; Fungi; Basidiomycota; Agaricomycetes; Agaricales; Mycenaceae. The transcript has 15 exons. Bases 7 to 2175 code for a protein of 722 amino acids. Gene Ontology annotation, molecular function: ATP hydrolysis activity; enzyme activator activity; single-stranded DNA helicase activity. The record is from RefSeq and is a predicted model, not a curated record.
GCAACAAUGGCCGUGAAUUGUCCAAUUUGUGGCCAGAAUGUCUCGGUCGACAUUAACACGCAUAUUGACGGUUGUUUGUCCAACUCUGAGUCAAAACCCAUCGUUUCCACGAAAAGUACUAGCUCGCAGACAAAGGUUGCCCCCAUUUUCAAUUUUAAAAGAAAGCACGCUGGUCAAGACUCGAGUCCAAGCUCGAGUCCCAGCUCGCCAUAUGAGGGCAAACAGGAAAUCGGGAAAAAUGCAGAGCUUGAACGACCAGUCAAACGUUCCAAGCCGAGCCCCGAUCUUCCACUAGCAGAACGUCUGCGCCCGAGCACGCUCUCUCAAGUCAUUGGUCAGCCACUUCUUGUGGAUUUGUUCACUCGCGGGUUCUCUGGCUCUGCCAUAUUCUGGGGUCCUAGCGGAUGCGGCAAGACAACGAUCGCACGACUUGUCGCCGCUCAAUCUAAUUCAGCUUUCAAGGAGCUUAGUGCGACGUUGGCUGGGAUUAACGACGUGAAAGCCGUGGUAGAAACAGCCAAAUCCACGUUCGCACUUUCUGGGAGGCGAACCCUCUUAUUCCUGGAUGAAAUCCAUCGAUUCAAUAAAGGCCAACAGGACAUCUUUCUUCCCUAUCUUGAACGCGGCGCGAUUCAGUUGAUUGGUGCUACCACCGAAAACCCGAGCUUUAAAUUGAACGGGGCUCUCUUAAGCCGUUGUCGCGUGUUUGCCCUAAAACGUCUCGAAGAGCCAGACAUCAAGACUAUCCUCUCUGAUGCUGUGGCACGGUUAUCUACAGAUGAUACUACUUCGCCAAAUGUAGUCCUACCAGACAAAGUUGUGGCCUCGAUUGUUUCGCUCUGUGGGGGAGACGCCCGUGUAGCACUCUCACUCCUCGAGAUAGCACUCCAGUCGCCAUCUGACUUGGAUGAACAAGGGCUUCUGGCAUUAUUGCGACAGUCAGUGGUUACUUCAUUCGAUCCCUCGGAAGACCACUAUGACAUGAUUUCCGCCCUUCACAAGUCUAUUAGGGGAUCACAACCCAAUGCAGCCUUGUACUGGCUUGCGCGGAUGCUUAAGGGCGGCGAAGAUCCGCUUUUCAUUGCUCGUCGCCUCAUUGUGUGCUCAAGUGAGGAUAUCGGCCUGGCUGAUAACCACGCGCUGCCAUUGGCAACGGCCACGCUGCAGGCAUGCCAACACAUCGGUAUGCCCGAGUGCAGAAUUAAUCUGGCCCACCUAGUUACCUACUUGAGCGAGGCCCCCAAAAGCACACGAACCUAUGAAGCCUACAAACGAGCAGAGGAAGCCGUCGCCGUAGACCCCACACUCCCAGUUCCGCUCAGUAUGAGAAACGCACCAACAACACUCAUGAAGGACCUCGGAUAUGGGCAAUCGUAUCGAUACAACCCAGAAUACGCUCACCCAGUCCCGAAUACCUACCUCCCUGCCCAGUUUGAGGAUUCCGAGUUUUUACGAAAAGUAGGAGAUAAUCGAGACAAAUUGUGGGACGAGGCGGCGCUCGUUGCUUGGGAAAAGCAGAAUCUAGACGGGCAACCCUGGGAAGGGCGAUUAUCUCUAACUCUAAUGUCGACCAACAUCACAUUCCAUCCCGGCUCUGUGGAGGCUGGAGAGCGCGUAGCUUUCCUCGGACAAAAGGGCAUCACAAUCUGGCUGACUGGUUUGAGCGCCAGCGGCAAGUCUACCAUCGCGUGUGCCUUGGAACAACACUUGUUGCAUCUCCACAAGUUCGUCUACCGACUUGACGGCGACAACAUUCGCUUUGGACUCAACAAAGACCUUGGGUUCGAUGAGAAAUCGCGCAAUGAAAACAUUCGUAGAAUUGGCGAGGUUUCUAAACUGUUCACCGACGCAGCCUGUGUUACUAUCACUGCCUUUAUUUCCCCAUACCGCGCAGACCGACAACUCGCCCGUGACCUCCACGAAAAGGCAUCUCUGCCUUUUAUAGAGGUGUUUGUCGACGCUCCGUUGUCCGUCGUUGAAGAACGUGACCCAAAGGGGCUCUAUAAGAAGGCCAGAGCCGGAGAGAUCAAGGACUUCACAGGUAUCUCCGCGCCAUACGAGGCACCAGAGAAGCCAGAAAUCCACAUCAAGACCGACGAAACAGACGUGGAGGGUAGCGUGCGCAUCAUCACACAGUACUUGGAAGCGAAUGGCUAUGUUGCGACUACAGGGUGA